Messenger RNA from Sebastes umbrosus (honeycomb rockfish), 1874 nucleotides. RefSeq names its product spondin 2b, extracellular matrix protein (gene spon2b). Lineage: Eukaryota; Metazoa; Chordata; Actinopteri; Perciformes; Sebastidae. Bases 1 to 1017 code for a protein of 338 amino acids. Gene Ontology annotation, biological process: cell adhesion. The record is from RefSeq and is a predicted model, not a curated record. Gene Ontology annotation, cellular component: extracellular matrix. The transcript has 5 exons.
AUGGACAACACAACGAACAUCUUCUCCAUCUCUGAGGCACUCUACCACCUGAUGGUCAUGAUGCUGACACUUGGUCAAAGCGUUCAUUCGAUGCCUGUUCCUACUGACGUCCCCAUGUGCACGGCCUCAGAACCGGCCCAGUACAAGCUAACGUUUUCCGGCAAGUGGACGCGGGCAGCUUUCCCGAAACAGUUUCCUGUCUACCGUCCCCCUGCACAGUGGUCAAACCUCAUUGGGGUGACCCACAGCUCUGACUACCACAUGUGGCAGCGUAAUAGCUUUGCCAGCAAUGGACUGAGGGAGUUUGCGGAGAAAGGCGAGGCCUGGAUGCUCAUGAAGGAAGUAGAGGCGGCCGGCGAACGCAUCCAGAGUGUUUAUGGGAUCCUCUCCGCUCCCGCUGUUGCGGGAGGCACAGGCCAGACGAACACCGAGUUUGAGGUCUUCGCCAGGCACUCUUAUCUGUCGUUUAUCGUGCGUCUCAUUCCCAGCCCGGACUGGUUUGUGGGCGUGGAGAGCGUUGAGCUGUGUGACGGCGACCACUGGAAAGAGAAUGUGUCGCUGGAGCUUUUCCCAUACGACGCAGGAACUGACAGCGGGUUCACCUUCUCUUCUCCCAACUUUGAAACCAUCCCACAGGACAAAAUCACACAGAUCACUUCUUCCUUCCCUAGCCACCCUGCCAACUCCUUUUACUACCCCCGCGUGAAGCACCUGCCGCCCAUCGCCAAGGUAACGCUGACUAAGAUAAAGAAGACCAAUCAGAUCAUCAGCCUGCCCGUGGAGCCGACGCAGUCCAACCUACUGCCAACAGGAAACGAGAUCGAGGACACGCUCAUAAAUACCCCUCUGGACUGCGAGGUGUCGUUGUGGUCUCCUUGGGGCUUGUGCAAAAGCAAGUGUGGAGACCCAGGCGUGCAGCACCGCACGCGCUACAUCAUAAUGCACUCAGCCAACAGCGGGUUAGCCUGCCCCCUGCUGGAGGAGGAGAGGAAGUGCUCCCCGGACAACUGUUUAUGACUAGGCCAGGAGAGGAGGGAGAAGAAAGAGAGGAAGGAGAGGAGAGAGAGGAAAGCAAGGAAAGCCAGGAAAGGGAGGAAAGGACGGAAACGGAGAAACAACAACAAAAGGUCUUCGGUGCAUUCACACGAGGCGUGAAUACGGUGAAGAGGACUCCCUUAUUUCCUCCCUGACCUCUGUCUGAUUGAUUGUCUGACUGAAAAACUGCAUAAAAGGUCUCAUCCUCAAGUCACAUUGAUAGAUCUGACAGUACUAGAGGGGUGAAGUUUGGCAAAAUAGCUAUUAGACACCCAUUCAGCUUUGGCAGAUUAUCUAAAUUGUCUGAGGAUAGAAGAACAAUGCUGUUUAUAACAUAGCCAUCAACUGAAAACACAUUUUCACAUUAUAAUUUGACAUUUCUGAAGAUCACAGACAUUUGUUUGCCCACAGUGGAUUAUAACUCCCAGCUGCUUCCAUCAAGCAGAUUUGGAAAUAAAUCCAUAUACAUGAUACUUAAGAUCUAAAAUCCCUUUAUCUAAGAAAUACUUAACAGAAAAUCCAAAUAACAUCAGCUCUGCCACAGGGGGAAACAUGUACAGUAGUUGCAGAAAAGUGAGUCAGACAUAGAAAUUAAUGUACGGUCCUCCCUGCAUUCAGAACAUAAUGUCCCCAGAGAUAUUGUGGUUGUUUUCCUGAAGACAAAGAAUAUAUUUAUUGACAGGAUUUUAACCUGUAGUGUACAGUAUAUGAAAUCUGAAGGUAAUAAUUUGUAUGCCUUUAUGUUAUUGAGAUAUUACUUCAAAGUUUUUUGUAAAAAAAUGCUAAAAAUGUACAAAAAAAUGUUUUCUGUAUGGUCAAUAAAGUGUAAAUAUAUCUUA